AUGAUUGGUGGCGGAGCAUCAAAGUCUUCAAAUGGUCCAACUAGAGUAAGAAAGACGGUAGAAGUCGAAUAUGCUACUGCUGCUAGUCUUAAAUGUGCUAAAGAUGGCAACGCCUUUGCUCGUUGUGAAGAAUGCUCGGGUUGGGAAAAUGCAAGUGAAACAAAGAAACCAGCGGCAAAGAAUAAGGAGAAAUCGACUGAACCAAAAGCUAAGAGGGCAAAGAAAGCAAAGAAACCAAAUACGCCAAAACGCCCUCCCACUUCUUUCUUUGUGUUCAUGGAUUAA
Nicotiana tabacum (common tobacco) is the source of this 285-nucleotide messenger RNA. The record is from RefSeq and is a predicted model, not a curated record. NCBI's taxonomy places the organism in Eukaryota, Viridiplantae, Streptophyta, Magnoliopsida, Solanales, Solanaceae.